Molecule: messenger RNA, 1454 nt
Organism: Mytilus californianus (California mussel)
Lineage: Eukaryota; Metazoa; Mollusca; Bivalvia; Mytilida; Mytilidae
Exons: 10
Coding region: 151-1377 (408 amino acids)
Source: RefSeq, a predicted model, not a curated record
CUUUGUUGAUGCAAACUAACAUCAAUUAUAAAUCAGUAACUAAGGCGUUUAUCUGGGCUAUAUUAUCUGGAAAGGUGUAAUGUACAGUGUACGAAUUUGCAGUAAAUCAGAUGAUACAGAAAACAAGACUAAACUAAUGAAGAAUAGAAAAUGAAAAGACACAUAUCUAAGGAGCUGCUCCAAGCAGAAAGACUAGCUAAACAGAUGGAGUCCGAGGAAUUAGUCACACCACUCCGGCUUCUUCUGGUGCUCAUCAUUUCAGUUGCCUUGGUUACAGCUGUAUCAUUCAGCGCUGCCAAUACAUCAGAUUAUUUACUUUCUUCGUCCGAUGAAACAAUUAAUUUGACAACAGUACCUUAUAUAUAUGAUUACCUUAAAGCUGAAAAAACAAGGGAAGAAAAUAUGGAAUUUUAUAACCAACCUUUAGAUCAGUGGACCGUAGAAAAGAGGUCACGCCUUUCCUUAGAUGAAUUCUGGGAUAUAUAUGAUGGCAAAUGGCCUGUUAUAAUAACUGAUGUUGUUGAUAAAUGGCCAGCUAUAAACUGGACAAAACCUUUCUUUUUACAAAAUUAUGCAGAUGAAAAAGUAAUGGUGAAAGCUGUUGUGAAUAGCAAACCUGCAGCAGUAGCAGUCAACAUGGACACUUUUAUUAGUGAGCUGGACACUUCUGGACCAAAUGGUUGGACCUAUCUUGAAGAUGAAUUAUUUAUAGUCACCAGACCUGAACUUAAGAAGGAUAUUGGUCCUAAUGUUUAUGCAGAGGAAAAUUUCUUUAAUCUAUUCCCAGAUGAAGUUAGACCUUGGGACUGUUUGAUGUUAUGGGGUUCACAAUUUUCUAGGUCCAGUUUACAUAUGGACCCUUACAACUGGACUGCUACAAAUGCUGUAUUGUAUGGACACAAAUCAUGGAUGCUUUUUCCACCAGGACAGGAUGAGUUAUUAUAUAUAUAUCCAAACAGGAAAUGUCACUUUCCUCUGGAUUGUGUCAGAUAUGAUAGCCCUAUUGAUGCUUAUCAGCCAGAUUCAACCAAAUACCCAAAUUUUGAUAAAGCCCAGUACCUAGAGGUAACAGUUUCUGCUGGAGAAAUGUUGAUUAUUCCGACUGGAUGGUACCAUCAGGCAUUUAAUGAAGUGGAGACUCUGGCCAUAUCUAGUCAGAUCAUGAACAGAAAUAAUUACCUUGCCGUGUUAGAGGAAAUCAUCAAGGGAGGGAACAUCAAUAGGAAGAAAUUACCUGCUUAUUUUAAUACAUUAUUACCACCUGAUCAGGUGAAGCUGUUUUUAUCUCUCCUUCAUAAGAAGAUUUUAAAGAAAGGUAAAGAAGUUACAGAGGGUGUAUUGAAAGACAUGCAUAGGAAGAAAGUAUUGAACAUUUGAGAAUAUGGAUUUUGUUUUAAAAUUACCAUACUAUUUAGAAAUUUAUAGUUUUCUAAUUAAAAGUUAAUAAAUUAUAA